Cornus florida is the source of this 720-nucleotide messenger RNA. RefSeq names its product receptor-like protein EIX2. Bases 1 to 720 code for a protein of 239 amino acids. The transcript is spliced from 2 exons. Gene Ontology annotation, molecular function: protein binding. Lineage: Eukaryota; Viridiplantae; Streptophyta; Magnoliopsida; Cornales; Cornaceae. The record is from RefSeq and is a predicted model, not a curated record.
AUGUAUGUAGAUAAUGCAUUGGUGCUAUGGAAAGGGAAAGAGAGUGAGUACAAAAAUAAUUUAGCACUAAUAGUAGGCAUUGAUCUUUCUGGCAAUAGAUUAGUUGGAAAAAUUCCUGAAGAAAUCUCGAGCCUUGUAGAAUUGAAUUAUUUUAACUUAUCGAGAAAUAAAUUGAAUGGACAUGUCAUUCAAAAGAUUGGUGAGUUGAAAAUGCUAGAAUCUCUCGACUCGUCUAGAAAUCAAAUUUCUGGUGAGAUUCCUACAGGCAUCACUCGUUUAAAUUUUCUUGCUGUCUUGGAUUUGUCAAAUAAUAACUUGUCCGGAAAAAUUCCAUCAAACACUCAAUUGCAAAGCUUUGAUGCCUCUGCAUAUUCUGGAAAUGAUGAACUUUGCAGGCUUCCACUUCCAAAUGAGUGCCCAGGAGAUGAAACAACUAUGGAACCUUCUGUCGGUAAAGAUGAUAUCAUUCAAGGAAAUGAGGAUGGGUUCAUAAACCGAGAAUUUUAUGUCAGCAAGGGGCUAGGUUUUGGGGUUGGAUUUGGUGGUCUUUGGCACUUUAUUGCUCAAACGUUCAUGGGAACAUGUCGUUUUCAAGUUCUUGAACAACAUAAAAGAUUGGAUCUAUGUGACAACAACAUUGAAUAUGGCCAGAUUGAGGAGGCGGGUUCAAAUCUAAUAGCGGCGAAUAUGGCCAGAGUGUGGAGGCAGCUUCAUAGCUAA